AAAAAAUAUCCUAUUGUAAAUCCUGUUUCAUAGGAUAUUCUGACAGAUGCUUUAUGGUGUCAGUUUCUCCACGACUUGAUUAAAAUGAAAAUGGGUGUGUUAAUUAAACUCUUUUUAUUUUGUUUCGGAUGGAUUACGUUAUCGUCUGCUCAAGAGAAAGGCCUUUUUCCAUCUGUCAAUAACUUGGCUGCAAAUGCAAUUAUCAAUGCCAACGCAACAUGUGGUGAAUCCGAACCUGAGGUUUACUGUAAAUUAGUCGAACAUGUAUUUAUGAGAGAGCCUCAGUGUGGUUUAUGUGAUGCUAGGAGUGACAAUCUUGAGCAUAGGCACCCUAUUAUCAAUGCCAUUGAUGGGACCAAUAAAUGGUGGCAAAGUCCAACACUUCAAAAUGGAAAGCAUUUUGAAUGGGUCACUAUUACAUUGGACUUAAAACAGGUCUUUCAAAUUGCUUACAUUAUUGUAAAAGCUGCCAUUUCUCCAAGACCAGGGAAUUGGAUUUUGGAACAUUCCAAGGAUGGAUUAAGUUAUAAACCAUGGCAGUAUUAUGCAAUCAGCGAUGCUGAAUGCUGGGAAGCUUUUGGAAUCAGACCAACAGUUGGAAAGCCCAGAUAUCGAAGUGAUGAUGAAAUUAUAUGCACCUCAUAUUACUCAAAGUUGAAUCCUCUAGAAGGGGGUGAAAUUCAUACUUCUCUAGUCAAUGGUCGGCCUGGUGCAGAAGGCCCUAGUGAUACUUUAAGGGAAUUUACUACAGCAAGAUAUGUCAGAUUGAGGCUACAAAAAAUCCGAACAUUAAAUGCAGAUCUCAUGACUAUGCAAUCUCGUGAUCCUCAAAAGAUUGACAAAUCAACUACAAGAAGAUACUUUUACUCCAUUAAAGAUGUCUCCAUCGGCGGCCAAUGUGUUUGCUACGGUCAUGCAAAGCACUGUCCUUUAAAUGCUGAAACAAAGUUACUGCAAUGUAAAUGUGAACAUAAUACAUGUGGAGAAAAUUGUGAGCAGUGCUGUCCAUUGUACCAACAAAAGCCUUGGCGUCCUGGUAGCGUUACUGAUGGAGCUGCUUGUGAAAAGUGUCAGUGUUAUGGUCAUGCUGAUAUUUGCUUUUAUGACCAGACAGUUGCUGAUAAAAAAGCUAGCUUGAAUAUUAAUGAAGAAUAUGAAGGGGGUGGUGUUUGCAUAAAGUGUAAGCAUCACACAACUGGAAUCAACUGUGAACAGUGUGAAGAUGGCUAUUAUAGACCUCUGGGUGUUGAAAGAUCUGAUCCAGAACCUUGUCGCAGGUGUCGAUGUGCAGGACCUGGUGUUACGGGGUUUUGUGUUAAAGAUGAUUCUUAUGUAUUAGAAGGAGUGUAUCCCGGUGAUUGCAUUUGCAAAGAAGGAUUUGCUGGAAGCAAAUGUGACCAUUGUGCAUUGGGGUAUAAGCAGUAUCCAGUUUGUGAACCUUGUCCUUGCAAUUCUGCAGGAACUGAUGGUGAAAAAACCUGUGAAGGACAGUGUAUUUGCAAAAAAAACGUCGAAGGUGUUCGCUGUGAUUAUUGCAAGCCAGGUCAUUACAACUUGGAUGCUGAGAAUUCGGACGGUUGCACGCCUUGCUACUGCUCUGGAAUAACCAGUCGUUGCCAACCAAGUGAUUGGGGUGUAAAAGUGAUUCAUUCUUUAAAUGGUUGGAUGGUUAGUGACUUGUAUGGACUACAUGUUGCGGCUCCUGUGGGUGAAGAUGGAUAUUUGCAAAUAACAAAUGAAGCAAUGAUGGGAUUUGAUAAUUACUACUGGAUGGCACCACCUGAUUAUCUGGGCAAAAAGCUUUAUUCAUACGGAGGUGAAUUAAGGUAUGUUAUUGGAUAUACAGUCUUUGAAGAUGAUGGCACUCAAAGUGAUGCUCCUGGAAUUAUUCUCGAGAGUGAUUAUGUCCGCAUCGGCUAUUAUUUUGGAACUCGUCAGAUUCAAGGAAAUAUUACAGUCACCCUCCCAUUACAAGAAAGAGCUUGGUCUCAUCUCACUGCUGCUGGAAAGAGAAGUCGUGCAGUCACCAAAGAAACUUUUGCUUUGGUGCUGAACAAUGUCUCUCGACUCCUCAUCCGCGCGAAAUAUCACUCUGAUCAGAUUCUGGGCAUACUCUACAAUGUGGAAAUGGAAAUUGCAGACAGAUGGUCAAGCAGUUUGAAAAAAAUGCUGACAGUUGAAAAGUGUGAAUGUCCUUUGGGAUAUGCUGGACUUUCAUGUGAAAUCUGUGAACCUGGUUAUAGAAGAAUCAAUGAAACCCUUCACAAGGGAACUUGUGAGCAGUGCCAGUGCUAUGGUCAUGCCGGGUCAUGUGAUCCUUAUUCUGGACAUUGCAUUAACUGUGAUCAUAAUACAACUGGGGAGCAUUGUGAAAUGUGUAAAGAAGGUUUCCAUGGUAACCCAUACAGAGGCACCCCAGAAGACUGCCAGCCCUGCGCCUGUCCCUUAUUGAAUCCAGAAAAUAAUUUUUCCCCAGUUUGCAAGGACAUAGUCACAACUGAAGGGGUCACUGAUUAUAUUUGUACAGCUUGUGCUGUUGGCUAUUCUGGAAAUAAAUGUGAAAGAUGCAGUACAGGAUUUUUCGGUACACCAGGAUCACCUGGAGGCUCUUGCCAGCCCUGUGACUGCACAGGGAAUGCAAACACAUUUGAUCCGAACUGGUGUGAUCAUAUAACUGGCGAAUGCUUGAAGUGUACAGGAAAUACUGGAGGAUGGCACUGUAGUGAAUGCCUGGAAGGGCAUUAUGGAAAUGCUUAUGAACAUGUCUGUAAACCCUGCGAGUGUAGCCCUGUUGGAUCCGAAAGCUCUAUCUGCCAUCCUGGCAAUGGUGUGUGCGAAUGCCGACUGCGGUACACUGGGAAGAACUGUGAUCGGUGUGAGGAUGGAUAUGGCAAUGUGGAACUCGGUUGUAUCAAAUGUCAGUGCAAUGAAACAGGAACAUUAAGAGAAAAACUGAGCAAGUGCGAUCCUGUCUCUGGAAAAUGUGAAUGUAAACCAGGGGUUUCUGGUUUGAAAUGUGAUUCCUGCCUGGAAGGAUAUUAUCGCUUCUCGGAAAGUGGCUGCAAAUGGUGUGGUUGUGAUGCUGUAGGGUCUGCUACUAAACAGUGUGAUUCAACAGGCCAGUGUGUUUGUAAACCUAAUGUUACUGGUAAAAACUGCAGUUCUUGCAUUGUAAGAACUUGGAACAUCUUAUCUGGUAAUGGUUGUGAGGAGUGUAGAUGCAACCCCACUGGCUCAGUGAACCCCAUUUGUGAUGAGUUAUCUGGAAUGUGCGAAUGUCAUCCUGGAAUUGGUGGAGAUAAGUGCAAUAAGUGUUUGCCAGGCUACUAUGGCCAUUCAAAUAAAGGAUGCAAAAAAUGUGAACCAUGUAAAAUUCCUGGACAUAUUUGUGAUCCUGAUACAGGCUUCUGUGUCUGCCCACCCAAUACAGAAGGUGAAUACUGUCAGAGAUGUACCCAAUCCUCCUGGGGGUAUGAUCCUUUGCAUGGUUGUCAACCAUGCAACUGUAAUUGGCGUGGUUCUCCUAGUGAUAUAUGUGAUGUAGACAAUGGAAAUUGUCUUUGCUCUGAGGGCUACGAAGGAAGGCGCUGUGACAAGUGCAGAUUUGCUCAUUUCCAAUUCCCACUAUGUCUCAAGUGCGAAUGUGAAUAUGAUGGAACAGAGAGCUCACAAUGUACUGCUGAAGGGCUAUGUCAGUGUGAUGAGAAUGGUCAAUGCCCUUGUAAGGAGAAUGUGGAAGGAUCAAAGUGUAAUGUAUGCAAACCUGGGACAUUUGGCUUAACAGUUGAUAAUCCAAAAGGAUGUUAUGAGUGCUUUUGCUUCCAGCGAUCUAGUUCUUGCAAACAGGCUGAAAUGGUUUGGUCAAAGAUUACAUCACCUGCUAGAGAAGUUCAGUUUGAGUUGGGUAACACACCUUUAGCAUCAAAACAUGGAUUUCCUUUAGUGGGAGGUCAAACAGGCAAUGUGAAAAUGGGAAUUCCAUUCGUUUUAACCCAACCAAUAUAUUGGAUGCUGCCCCGUGAAUAUCUUGGAGAAAAGACAAGAUCAUACAAUGGCUUAUUUAGUUUUCAUAUUGAAAGUCAGAGUGCUAAACGUUAUCCUGAUCCUUUGCUAUACAAAUAUCCACUGGUGAUCAUGCAUGGAAAUCGAGUGACUCUUGCACACUCUCCAUUCUUGCCUAUUUCUGGUGGCAAACACACUGUUCGUUUUCAUGAAAAUGAAUGGACUCAGUUGGAAAAUCCUGAAGUUCCUGUUACAAGAAUGCUAAUGAUGUUUGCUUUACAAAAUGUUCAAUAUAUAAUGAUUAGAGCUACUGAGGGAGCUGAUGUGAAAAUUGUUAGUGGAAAUGUUUUAAGAAUUAAAGACAUUAGUAUGGAAAUUGCUGUACAUUUGUCACCCACUCCUGCUUCCCCAUACGUUGCAGUUGGUAUUGAAAUGUGCGACUGUCCAAAAGAGUACAGUGGAUUAUCGUGCCAGGAUCCUGGCAAAGGUUUCUACAGAAAGAUGAAAUCUCUGAAUGAAAGUAAAGAACUAAUAGAUUUAAUUGGAGAAUCUGCUAAGUGCCCAUGCAAUAACAGGAGUGAAAUGUGUGAUCCAAACACUGGGCAUUGUCAGAAUUGUCGAGAGAACACCACAGGUGCUUUCUGUGAACUUUGUGCUAAAGGAUAUUUUGGUGACCCUUUGAGAUCUCCUUGUCGCCCAUGUGAAUGCCCUCUUGCAAAUAACAGUUUCAGUGACACUUGCGAAAGUGAUAUACAUGACUUCAAAAAUCUCUCCAAGACUGAAAUGGGCAAGACAAAAGACCAUGCUUGCACUAACUGUCAAACUGGUUAUGAAGGCAAAAACUGUGAAAGAUGUUCAAGAGGGUAUUAUGGCAAUCCUGAAAUGUCAGGAGGAAGUUGCCAGCCUUGUAACUGUAACCCUUAUGGAUCUUUGGAUCGUAUUUGUGAUCGUAUGACGGGCCAAUGUCAUUGCAGAAAAGAUAUUAGUGGGCGAGACUGUACCCAGUGUAGUGCACGUUUCAUUCUUACUGAUGCUGGCUGCAAGUCUUGUGAUGAUGAGUGCCUUGGUCCUCUAUUGAAUGAUGCUGAUUUUUUGAUUGAAUCUGCUAAAGGAUUUAAUCUCUCAUCUUUUGUGCCUCCAGCCUGGGUUCCAUUGUUAAAAUUGGACAAUCAAACAAUCUCGCUACAGAAAUCUCUUUCAAGAUACUUUGAGGUGAUUGACAUUGCACAGAAUAUUUCUCGUAACUUUUCUACCCAGUUUGAUUUUGAAACUCUUGCUGAUUUGAUGUAUCUUCGGGGUCGUGAUUUAAAUUUAAGAGCUCCCCAUCUUGCUUUUGAUUCUUUAGAGAUCAAGGAAGAUGCUGAAUCUUUGUAUAAGAAUUUAGACAAAAUAUGGAACAACAUUUUUGAUUCUGUGCAUCGUUUGCAAGAACAAGGUACAAAUUUAAACUUCUCAGAGGCUGCAGUUGCUGAAAGAAUCGCCUAUGCAGAGGAUGUCCUGCAACAGAUUGUGAGAAGAGAUAUUGAUGAAAUUAGAGAGGAAGCUGAAAGAGAAAUGAGAAAAGCAACUCAAAUAUCUGAAGCUGUGAAGAAUGCAAUUAUGGACUUCAACUCAUACGUGUAUGGUGAAAACACACUUAACAAUUUAACAAACCUUUUAAGUGAUUUCAUUCAUCUCAUUGAGAGAAAAAUUCGACUAACUUCUGUGAAAUCCUCAAUUAUGGUCUGUGAUAAUCGUGAAAUAGUGGCCAACAUACAUUUGCUUGCUGAUGCUGAAAAGUUCAUUUCUAAUGUGUCUUCCAUUUUGGAGGAAGCUUUGCCACUACAACUUUUGUUAGAAAAUGCAACUCAGCAGUUGGAGCAUCACCGAGGUAUUCUUGCUAGAGUAAAUCCCAGAUAUAUUCAAAAAUUUGUCAUACCAGCCGUUGAACAUGCAGAACAUAUCACACAACAAGCUGAAUACUUGCAAGAUCUUUUUAGCUCAUCUAAAAUUGCAUCUCAAUUUCCAUUGCUUGCUGCUAAAGUUUACGACGAUAUCAUGGACAAUAUAGAUGGAGCAGAGCAAGUGGCCUUGCAAACUUAUAAUUCUGCAGAUCGAGCUUAUUAUGAGGCGGAACCUGGCCGUAAAGACUCCAUAUCUAGCCAGGCAGUUGUUUUCAAGAAAAGAAGCAGGCAACUCAAAGAAGAAGCAGAAGAACAAAGACUUGAUGUUUUAGCUGCUCAAACAUCUUUAGAGAGAAAACUGAAAGUUCUUAAGAAAAUUUCUGAAGAUAUUAAGCUUGUCAUUUCUUCUGUUGAUGAUUUCAAAAAGGAUAUAAAUUCCUUGACUAAAGGCAUUGGUGAUAAACUCCAUGAUGUUGAAGAUGAGCAUAGAACUAUCAAAAAGAAAAUGGUAGUUGUGCAUUCGAAAAUUGAUGACCUCGUUGAUUUACUGAAUGAAGAACUAUUUCCUAAGCUUGAAAGUCUACGGGUACAAUCACCUGCUGGAUUAUCCAACACGUCACAAACAAUUGAAUUUGCCAAAACAACUGUAAAAAAUGCGAAUAAAAAGGCAGGUUCGAUUGAGAGAAGAGUUCAACGAAUAAAAGUAACAAAUCAGCAGAUGAAGUUAAACGUCAGAGAUUUGAAAAAUAAAAUUCUUCUUGCGCGUCAAAAAGCAUCUAAUAUUCGUGUCUCCUUGAGUGCUGAUAGUGCCGGCAUAUGUGUUCGUUCCUUCCGUCCAGAAAUAGAACCUACCACUACAACGAGUAUUGUUUUACAUUAUGCCAUUAAAACCGAUGUCAAAGACAGUUUGCUUUUGUUUUUAGCUAGCUCUGUCACUAAAGAUUUUAUGAUUGUGGAGAUGGUAGACAGAAAAAUAAGAUUUUUAUGGAAUGCUGGUGGAGGUACUCAGGUGCUACAACAUGGAUUGGCCAUUGAAACUAAUGAUGAACAACUUUUGCGAGAUGAACGAUGGUACAAGAUUGAAAUUAAUAGGUAUGGAAAUGUUGCCACAUUAAGUGUAAAACCAACACCAUUAGGACAUGAAAAGGAUCGACGAGAAGUGACUGCAGCUUCACCCCCAGGAUAUUCAAAAAUGGAUUUGGAUUCCAGUUCAUUCUUUUAUAUCGGAGGAACCCCGAAAGGCUAUAGGGUACCGAGAGAGCUGAAAGCGAGAAAUUUUGCUGGAUGCCUCUAUGAAGUUAUUCUAGAUGGGAAGAAAGUAGGACUUUGGAAUUUCAUUACUAAUCAAGGAUGUGAUGGUUGUAAGGAAGGUGCGGCUGAGCAAGCAGAUUUUAAUUCAUACAGUUUUCGAGGUGAUGGCUAUGCAAUUCUUCCGCAAAUCAAACGCUACAAAAAACGUUCCUAUGUCAUUGUUUUAAGAUUUAAAACUUAUGAUGAAGAUGCUUUGUUGUUUUUUGCUCCAAAUACUGAUAAUAAUGAUUUUGUAUCUCUGGAGCUACGUGAUGGUCAUGUUGUGUAUCAAUUUAAUUUAGGAAGUCAAUCAAGGUCCGUACUUAAAACGGAAAAGAAGUAUAAUACAGGGAACUGGAUUCGAGUGGCUGCACAAAGAGAGAAUCUUCAAGGUCGGUUGUCAGUUGAAGAUGAAUAUUUAGAUGGCCAGCUUCCUGCGAACAGCCCAACAGUGAUGGAACUUCAAAAAAGUUUUCUGUAUUAUGGAGGAGUUCCACCUAACUUUACUACUUCUGUUUGGAGUGGCAUAGCAUUUCAAAAAUUCUUUGGAUGCAUGAAAGAUCUUCAAAUUGACUCAACUCCCCUCGAUUUGCUCCAGAAUAGUUCUUAUGGUGUUGAAGCAGGUUGCAAAGAUUCUCCGAUAAAAGUUGUCGGGUUCCGUGGUAGUGGUUACGUUGAAAUGAAAGGGCAGCCUCUUCUAGAAAACUCCAGUUUCAGCUUUUCCUUCCAAACUGUCCAAGAUUCUGCUGUGCUACUUCUCUCCACAUUCGAUUCCGGAAAAAAUUUAGAAACGAAGAGACAGGAUUUUUAUUCAGUUGCUCUCAUUGAUGGCUUCAUCGAAGCGAGAUUUAGUGGAGGAAAUGGAGAAGCAAAAAUUGUUUCAAAAAUCAAGUAUAAUGAUGGAAUUUACCAUACUAUAACAGUCAUGAAGACUCAUAGAAAGGUUGUUCUGCAUGUCGAUGAUGUUGAAGUAGGAUUUGAUCGUUUGGUGAAAGGAUCAAAGGAUAUUGAUGCUCCACCUCAGCGAGGACUGUUUUUUGGUGGCUUCAAAGAAAGCAUAGACUCCAGCUCAAUGAUUUCUACGCAAGCUAAUCUUUUUGGUGUGAUAAAAGAUUGCAUUUUCAACGAUAAGUUAUUAUAUUUCAAUGAACCAGUAACUUUCAAAGGAGUUGGCAUUGGGCGUAAUCAAAAAGAUUGGUUUGGUAUUGAAACUCCCUAUGCAGGAAUAAUACAACCUUUAGAGCGAUGUGCAGAAAUGGCAUCCUACAACUUGGAGAAAAGAGCAGUUAGAUUUGGAGAUGAAUCAUUUAGCCAUGCUAAGGUUACAGUUGGACGAAAAGAUUUUGUUCAUGAUUUUAAUGUGACCUUUGAUUUGCGAACCUAUUAUGCAAAUGGAUUACUUACCCUGGUGAAAAAUGGACGCAGUGUUUCUCAUUUUGCAAUAAUGUUGCUCGGUGGAAGGGCAGUCAUAAACAUAUAUGACAGAAAAGCUCGUCGAAUUCCACAUCCUAGUCUUCUUAAUGAUGGAGCUUGGCACAGUAUCUCUGUAAUCAAAGUCAGCAGAGGUUUAACCUUUUACGUGGACUCCAAUGCAAAAAGUGGUGGCUUAAAGAUGAAAGUGAGACGCCGACUAGCUCUCAGGUCACCCUUAUAUGUGGGUGGUGUUCCAGAAGAUAUGGGAGAUAUCCAUAAAGUGGUAUUGGAAAGCUUUAAAGGCUGCAUCAGAAAUUUCCACUUAAACGGCAAAUAUCUGGAUAUUGCUAGAGAAGAGUUACAGCAUGUUGGACAAUGUUUUUCAACAAUAGAACCUGGGGCAUAUUUUCCUGGCGAUGCUUAUGCUAUCUAUGAUAAAAACUUCAACUUGGGAAUUAAGUUGGACAUACAAGUUGAAUUCAAAACAAAGAGACAAAAUGGCAUCUUAUUGGCUCUAUCCGAAGGUUUUGGCAUACCAUCCAUAGCUUUAGAACUGAAUAAUGGAAGUGUUGUAAUAUCUGUAAUACUUGGAAAUGAAGAAAGACCUUUUAGUGCUGUGAGAACAUUUGAGUCUGCGUAUCAUGUUUGUGAUGGUCAGUGGCAUAUGGUUACUGCUCAAUAUGCUCAUAAAGCUGUGACGCUGAAAGUAGACUUGUUCGAUGUUGUGGUUGGACUCAGCCAGAGUGUGCCCCUAGAGCCAAAUACUUCAACACCUUUGUAUAUUGGUGGAGUACCAGACGAUGUCCCGACGGGAGCACUUCUUGGCAGAAAUAAUUUUAUUGGCUGCCUAAGAAACAUCGCAAUAAAUGACAGAAGAGUGGAAUGGAUCGACAUGGCUGCUAGGCACAAUGUUGGACCUACUGCUUGUCCCACAUUUUGAAUUCUA
This is a messenger RNA of Uloborus diversus, 9534 nucleotides long. It is a transcript of the gene wb, whose product is annotated as laminin subunit alpha-1-like. The transcript is spliced from 65 exons. NCBI's taxonomy places the organism in Eukaryota, Metazoa, Arthropoda, Arachnida, Araneae, Uloboridae. The coding region runs from base 85 to 9528 and encodes 3147 amino acids. Gene Ontology annotation, cellular component: basement membrane. Gene Ontology annotation, biological process: axon guidance. Gene Ontology annotation, molecular function: extracellular matrix structural constituent. The record is from RefSeq and is a predicted model, not a curated record.